This is a messenger RNA of Brugia pahangi, 1410 nucleotides long. Lineage: Eukaryota; Metazoa; Nematoda; Chromadorea; Rhabditida; Onchocercidae. The record is from the annotation of a GenBank genome assembly.
AUGGAAAUUCAUCAUCGCUUAUUCGAGAAAUCUAUUAAUUAUAAUACUACAACCAUUGCUGCUGCUAAUAAUCUUAUACCGAUACUUUGUGAUACAAAUGAUGCAUCAGGAAUUCCGGAAAACAGUAAUUUUGGUGCAUGUACGUCAUCGUUAAUUAAUAAUACCGAUGCAUUCGCAUCGCUUAAUCGAACAACACUUAAUAUUAAUGAAUUUCCUGGUUACAGUAAUACUUCAACUGGAUUACUUAAUCAUUCAAUAAAAUCCGAUUUAUCACUUGAUUUGUCGACCACAAUAGCAACACGAGCUGUUGCUCUAGCAGCUGAAACAACCCCUAACGAAAUAAAAAAUGAUUUAAAUGCUAAUAAUCAACAUCAUUGUCAACAACAACAACACCAACAAUCUGCACAAACAUUAACAUUACAAAAUGCGGAAAAUAAUAUUUGCGCAAUUGUUGGAACACUAACAGCAGCUUCAUUACAAUCUGAUCAAAGCAAUACAACAAUGAUUAUUACCACUAAUAGAAGCAGAAAUAGCAGUAGCGGAAAUGAUGGCGCAAAUGUUAAUAGUAAUAAUAGCAAUUGCAAUUGUGCAAUAACAACGGCUAAUGAACCAAAUUUUUCACAUCGAAUUUCAAAGUUCGAAGUGGAAAUAUGCUCAUCAUGUUCAGAAUUUAUCUUAGAUCGAACACUGUUAACUGUCAAUUCACGAUUUUGGCAUAUUAAUUGCUUGAAAUGUUCACAGUGUUCCACAUUAUUGGAACAGUACUCAUCUUGUUUUGUUAAAGAUAAUAAUUUCUUUUGCAUACAAUGCUAUAAUAGACGAUUUGGAACAAAAUGUUCAUCCUGUCAACGUUUAAUUCAUGCAACUGAUUGGGUAAGACGAGCUCGUAAUUUUGUCUAUCAUCUUGCAUGUUUUGCAUGCGAUCAAUGCAAACGUCAAUUAAGUACAGGUGAAGAAUUUGCAUUGCAAGAUUGUCGAUUGCUUUGCAAACAGCAUUAUAUGGAAUUGAUUGAAGGAGAAUGUGGACAACAAAAAGCAAAAACAAAGCGUGUACGAACAACAUUUGCUGAAGAGCAAUUAGCCGUUUUACAAACGCAUUUCCAAAUUGAUAGUAAUCCGGAUGGUGCUGAUUUGGAACGAAUUGCUACAAUGACAGGUCUUAGUAAGCGUGUUACACAAGUUUGGUUUCAGAAUUCAAGAGCACGUCAAAAGAAAUAUCAGGGUAGUAAGAAGAAUCGAAUUAGCCAUAAUAGCAAUAGUGGACGGUCAUCAACCGAUCUAUGUAGCACUCCAAAGAGUCCCAGUGGUGACAGUAUUGAUGGCAUGAUUUUCCCAACAUCUGUCUUAACAAGUGUGGAAGAUGCAAUGGUUGCUACAGAGCAGCGAAUAAUCCCAUCAGGUUCUACAUAA